AUGGCCUGUGAAUUAUUUUCAUUAAUUUCUCCUCAUUGGACAAAUUCAACGUAUGCUAAAGUUGAUCAUAAUGAGUUAAACAUUGAACGCCUAUUAGGUAGCGGCGGUUUCGGUUCAGUUUAUGAAGGUACCUACGGUAGUAAAAAAGUUGCAAUUAAAAAACUACAUCAACGUGGUAAAAAUGAACGAGCGGCAUUGGAUAGUUUUAAAGCAGAGGUCCUAGCUAUGUCGCUUUUACACCAUCCUAACAUUGUUGAAACUGUAGCGAUAUCGACAGCAUCUGAUUGCCUACAUGAUUAUCCAUUACUUAUUAUGGAAUUAGCUGGCAGUCGUAACUUACAGGAGGUCCUCAACGAUACCGAUACGGAAGUGAUCGAUGUAAAAAGACGAUUAAAAUUUGCUCAUCAGAUUGCAAUGGCAUUGGAGUACACUCACUCAUUUGGUAUUGUGCAUUUAGAUUUAAAGCCUGCUAACGUCUUGAUUACACCUGAAGAUAAUUGUAAGUUAGCCGAUUUUGGAUGUAGCCAAACCGUCCAAGAAGAUGGCUCAUGCGUUAAUAGCCCGACACGGUCUUACUUAACUGGUACUUUUGCUUAUACAGCACCGGAGUUAUUACGUGGUUGUGAUCCAACUACUAAAGCUGAUAUCUACUCAUUUGCAAUUUGUUUAUGGCAAUUAAUUGCACGAGAGCGACCUUAUGGAUGUGAAAAUCCACACGUCGUUAUUUUUGCUGUAGUGGCAUACAAUCAUCGUCCACCGAUUACCACGCAAAUGGAAAUGGAAGAAGAUUACCAGCAUUUAGUUAUGCAAGGUUGGAAUGCUUGUCCAUCUGAUCGUCCAACAGCAGCAGACUGUGUUGAAGUAUUAAAAAAGUUACAGCAAUAG
Molecule: messenger RNA, 885 nt
Organism: Trichoplax adhaerens
Lineage: Eukaryota; Metazoa; Placozoa; Uniplacotomia; Trichoplacea; Trichoplacidae
Exons: 1
Coding region: 1-885 (294 amino acids)
Biological process (GO): protein phosphorylation
Molecular function (GO): ATP binding; protein kinase activity
Source: RefSeq, a predicted model, not a curated record